Molecule: messenger RNA, 1958 nt
Organism: Aphis gossypii (cotton aphid)
Lineage: Eukaryota; Metazoa; Arthropoda; Insecta; Hemiptera; Aphididae
Gene: Ppt2
Exons: 6
Coding region: 313-1518 (401 amino acids)
Cellular component (GO): lysosome
Molecular function (GO): thiolester hydrolase activity
Source: RefSeq, a predicted model, not a curated record
GACAACCAAGUAACUAACUGUAGUGCUAUUGUACUAUUGUAGUAAUGUAGUAAUAGUGUAUUACUAGGAAAGCAAUCCGAAAUCUGAAUACUCUGAAACACUACCGUCCAUCCCUCCAGCAUUUUUACUUCGUAAGUUGUGUUUUUGUGUUUUAUUUCACAUUUUAGUUCUUAAGUUAGUAAACGAACUUUGUCAUUGGCGAGAACCAUUUGGCUUCGUGUUUUUGUCGCUGAGUGUAUUAUCAACAGUGAUAUUAAUUAUUAGAAAUAGUAGAACCUUAGUGGUGACUUUGAAACACAACGAGUAAGUCCGAUGACAAUGAGCGAAUCAAAUAAAUGCUAUAACACAUCAGCUCCAAAGCAGCCGUAUAGGCCAGUAGUCAUUGUACACGGCCUGAUGACUGGUGAUGUCAGUACAAUGCAACAUCUGGCUGCUCGUAUAGCUGAAUUACAUCCAGGGACCAAAACAUAUGUCAUAGACAGAUUCUGUGGUUUGGCUAGCUUGGAACCAUUGUGGAGACAGACAAAGAAGUUAGCUGAUGACCUAUUAAGAAUAUGUUCGUUGCAUCCAGAAGGUGUUCAUGUUAUAGGAUACUCACAAGGUGGACUCAUAGCGAGGGGCAUGAUAGAAAACUAUGGUAAUGAGCACAAUGUCAGGACAUUUGUAUCGCUUAGCUCACCCCAAGGAGGACAAUAUGGUGCUGAGUGUUUCACAAAAAUGUUUCCUGCACUGACAGCACGCACAGCAUAUGAGUUGUUCUACACACGGUUGGGUCAACGAGCUUUGUCUGUAGCUAAUUAUUGGUAUGAUCCCAGGCAUAGGGACCUAUACCUUAAAUACAGUGCGUAUCUUGCAGUAAUUGAUAAUGUUAAACAACAAAAUUCAAGUGAUUUUAAUUUAAAACAAAAUACUAAUAAUGAUAAUGAUUUGAGAACAAUGAUGGUGAAUAUAUCUACUGCAGAAACUAGUGACAUUACAAAUGUAGCAGAGACUUAUGAUGACUCAUCACAAAUGAUUGAAGCACGUGUUACUAGAGCUAUAGCAGCAGUCUGCGCCGCCACUGCCGAAAUUGCUAAAAGGCAUAAUGACGACAACAGUGAUGCUAACAGUGUUCAGUUAUCAUCAGUCAAGGUAACAUCUGUUGAUGUUGAUACAGUUAUGGCUAUAGACUCAGCCUAUGACAACGACUAUGCAGAAUAUAGUAUCAACUCUAACCCUAACAUCAAGAAACUGGGCCUGACUCGACUGCAGCGUCUGGUAUUAAUUGGUGGGCCUGACGAUGGGGUUAUUUCACCAUGGCAAUCAAGUCAAUUUGCUGUACUGGAUAGUUCUGGUAAACUGGUACCAAUGCGAGAGCGGCGACAAGAUGAUAUAUAUAGUGAUAAUGACCCAAUUGGAUUACAUCAGCUAGAUAUGACGGAUCGGUUGGUAGAGUAUACUGUGCCAGGAGUUAAUCAUCACGAGUGGCACCACAAUGAAAAGGUACUUCGAGAGUGCAUAAUUGGAUGGUUAGACUAGAAACAACCCAGUCUAUAGUGAUGCUGUAGUAGGUUGUAAUAGAAGUGGUAUGUUGUAUAAAAGGAGAAAGAGGACUUCCAAGACAAAACACGUCUAUAAAUAUUAUAUCAUCUAUUAAAUGCUAUUUUAAUAAUAUUGUUGAAACUAUGUAUUUAUAUUUUCUGUAACUUUUAAUAACUGAUUAUUUUAUAUUUUAAGAUAUUUUUAAUUUGUCAUACUACAUAUUAAGAUCAUAUGGACUGAAUAAUAGAAAUAAAUGACAUUCUUAAUAUUAUAAUGAGGAAAUCUAGCUGAUAAGAGCACUAGUUGUUAUCCUAUUAUAUCCUCUAAUUCUUCUAUAGCAAUUAUUGGACUACAAUACAAACCAAUAAAGUAUAAUGUAUUAUAUAAUAUAUUACUAUAUAUUAAGUGUACAAAAUAAAGAAAAUCAUUGUUUAAGU